AUGGAGGUGCCCCGUGUGCCCCCGGGUUCCUUCCCCCCCCCCCCAGGCGCGGCCGGCGCUGAAGGAGUUAACGAGUCUGGUUCCCAAGCGGGGGAGGGGUCGGGGGCGAUGCAGAAGCCGCAGCAGCCAGAGGGACGCUCGGAACCUGCCCAGGGCUGCUCAGCCGCCGGGACCCCCCCAGCCCCGGGAGCAGCCGCCCAGGGUGAGUCCAUGGAGCCCAAUGGCAGCAGCCCCCGGCCGGGUAACACCAGCCGCCCCGAGGAUCUCUUUGCCGGUCUGGAACUGCUGCUGCACUUCAAGCCGCUCUUCAUCCCCCUCUACUGCCUCCUGGUGGCUGUGGCCUGCCUGGGCAACGCCUUCCUGGUGGGCUGCAUCGCCGCCAACAAGAAGCUGCACAACACCACCAACUUCUUCCUGGGCAAUUUGUCGCUGGGCGAUCUGCUGAUGUGCCUGACCUGCGUGCCCCUGACGGCCUCCUACGCCUUCGAGGGGCGGGGCUGGCUCUUCGGGCGCGCCAUGUGCCACGCCGUGGCCCUGCUGCAGGCCGCCACCGUCUACGUCUCGGUGCUCUCGCUGGUGGCCAUCGCUGUGGACCGCUACGUGGUGGUGGCCUACCCCGUGCGGCGGCGCAUCGCCCCGCGCUACUGCGGCCUGGUGGUGGCUGCCAUCUGGGCCCUGGCCCUGGCCCUGGCUGCCCCGCCCGCCUGGCACACCAGUUACGUGGAUCUGCGGCCCAUCGGACAUGACUUGAUCAUCUGUGAGGAGUUCUGGAGGCAUAUGGAGAGGCAGCGGCUGGUCUACUCCUGCGCCAUGCUCCUCCUCUCCUACGUGGUGCCCCUCCUGGCCGUCACCAUCUCCUACUGCUCCAUCUCGGCCCACCUUCGCCGAAGGAGCCUGCCCGGCUCGGCCAACCUCAGCCAGGCCCGGUGGGACAAGACGAAGCGCAAGACCUUCCUGUUGCUGGUGGUUUCUGUCCUGGUCUUUGCCCUGUGCUGGCUGCCCCUGCAGGUCCUCAACCUCCUCCGGGACCUGGACCCCGAUUUCACCCUCCUGGAAAAGCGCUACAUCAACCUGGCCCAGGUCUCCUGCCAUCUGGUCGCCAUGAGCUCAGCCUGCUACAACCCCUUCAUCUACGCCUCGCUGCACCGCAAGUGCCGAGCCCACCUGCGCGGCUCCGUCCGGCACAGGCAGCGGCACAUCGGACAGUGCACCCGCGCCAACACCUGCCUCAGCCUCCUGCCUGACGCCCGGGGCUGGGACAGGACGAUUGAGCUGCCAGGGACAAUGCGGUCUAGGGAAGGGCCCUGCAACCCCUCCCACUGGGAGCAGGGUCCGGCUGCCAUGCCUGGGGCGCGCCCUUGGGUUUAG
Messenger RNA from Gopherus evgoodei (Goodes thornscrub tortoise), 1368 nucleotides. Its product is annotated as prolactin-releasing peptide receptor-like. Lineage: Eukaryota; Metazoa; Chordata; Testudines; Testudinidae. The coding region runs from base 1 to 1368 and encodes 455 amino acids. The record is from RefSeq and is a predicted model, not a curated record. Gene Ontology annotation, cellular component: plasma membrane; neuron projection. The transcript is spliced from 2 exons. Gene Ontology annotation, biological process: G protein-coupled receptor signaling pathway. Gene Ontology annotation, molecular function: neuropeptide Y receptor activity; neuropeptide binding.